Molecule: messenger RNA, 1572 nt
Organism: Ustilago hordei
Lineage: Eukaryota; Fungi; Basidiomycota; Ustilaginomycetes; Ustilaginales; Ustilaginaceae
Exons: 1
Coding region: 1-1572 (523 amino acids)
Source: RefSeq, a predicted model, not a curated record
AUGACGAGUCCAUCAGCACAGCCAACCAUCGCUGAUGCGGUCCGAUUCAUGGACUCGCUCAGCAUUCUGCCAUCACCUCGAAAGGCUCCAACGGCAAAUAGCAUGCCAGACCUGAAAGGCUCGAUGAAGCAGUCCCUCGAAACAACCCAGACGAACGGUCGCCCACUGGAAGCUCACAAGUUCAACGAUUCAAACGGACCGCACAGCUUUGCUUCUCAAGACCCAAAUCAGCAGGGUGUCUCAUCAGCAACUACUGCUAUAGAAAGAGGAUCAACGAUACCAAGCCUACCAGCAGAAAUACUCUUCCAUAUCGCAACAUUCCUUCUCCCCGCCUUACCCACCUCCCAAACCUUUCCCUGCAAACACUGCUCUCCACCAUACACCGCCCUCCUCCCCGCCGGUUCAAGCAUAACUCCUCUUCUCUCCCUCGCAUCUGCAUCUCGCACAUUCCGCAACAUCCUAACACCCCUGGUAUGGCACACUAUUGUCAUUCGUACACCACAGCAUCUCCCCCGCCUCGCGACGCUGCUGAAGAACUACGAUUGCCUUUCUCUUUCCUCCACUCGACGCUCUUUCUCCCGCGCCUCUCCUCCCCAGAGUCAGAGCCCUGUUGAGUUCGGGCUACGCCAUCCCUUACCGCACAUCCGCAGUAUCGCAGUGUCGAUUCCGGAUAAAUACCUCGAUUUCGAUCAAACCUAUCUCCUCACAUUGCUGCGAUCAAUGCCUGAACAAGUUGAACAUUUGUAUUGGUCAGCUGAAGCGCCGCCAAACCCUGCGGUAUGGCUUUUGCUAGGGCCCUCGCUUAGGGGAUUGGAGGUGGAUGGGAGAUUGUUUCAUCAGGGACAUAAGGGUAUGGCUGGGUUGAAGAGGCUGGAGACUUUGAGGUUUACGGGUUAUGAGAGUACACUGCUGCCGGCUGGGGUUGUUGCCUUGUUUCAGGCACAGAGCCUUGCUACUGCAGAGAUAGGAGAGGGGGUGGGGGAGGUGAGAGAAAUACCGGAGGGAUACGAAGAACAAAGAGGACGACAGGAAAGUCCGUUGCAAGAACUCCAACGAUCGUCCUCAAUCCCACCACGCAGGCAAGCUCAACAUCUCUACCUCGACCUACCAUCCCCCUCCUCCACCCAUCCUUCAUCCCCUUCCUCACCAGCACCAUCAAACAGAGCUCGACUCAAACACCUCUCGCUCUCCACCUCGAAAACCUCGCUCUUCCACCAAUUGCGCCUCCUCCUCACCUCCUCUUUCAACUCCCUAACCUGCCUCGAUAUCUACCCCAUAACCCCCGAACCCCCACUCCCAUCCACCAUCCUCUCCCUCUCCUCUACCCUCACCCACCUCCGAUUAAUAUUCGACAUCUCCGGCGCAUUCUCCAACUACAACUCCCUUUGGUCCACCCUCACCUCCCGUCUUCCGCAUUUAAUGUGGCUGGAGGUUGAUCCGAUGCCACAACAGAACACCGCACCCAGCUUCUGGGACUUUAUCGAAAGUUGUCCUAGGUUGGAAUACAUUAAUGGGAAGAAGAAAGAAAGCUUCCCACCCAGCUUUGGGCCACACAGCUUUGGGGGGUUUUGA